Messenger RNA from Momordica charantia (bitter melon), 1300 nucleotides. RefSeq names its product zinc finger protein 7. The record is from RefSeq and is a predicted model, not a curated record. Gene Ontology annotation, biological process: negative regulation of abscisic acid-activated signaling pathway. Lineage: Eukaryota; Viridiplantae; Streptophyta; Magnoliopsida; Cucurbitales; Cucurbitaceae.
AAUUGUUGUGAGUUGUGUGAGCUUGCACAUUUAUCCUUGGAUGAGUCUCUCACCAGUGGAGUAAGAGUACCCACCACCAUGACUUGAAAACAAACUGGGUCUCCCCAAUGUCUCCUUGUCUGGGAUUUUCUGUUUCCUUUUCAAAUUUCUACACCACCACCAUUCUCAAACCUCCACUUCCAACUCCCAAUUUCAUCUUCUCCUCAAUCGCGCCCUAACUCUCAUUCUUAUGCUAACAUGUGAUAUGAAUUUCGGAGCAAGCUAUGAAGUUGAAGAACAACGAUGCAGAACUGAUGGGAGCAUUUAUCUUUGUAUCAGCUUUUGUGCAUCAAUGAAGUUUUCCAAUGCAAGGCAUGUCUUGCUCUAGUCGAAAGCAUCACCAGUGACAGUCGACGUCGAUUCAAUCGUCUGUGUUUCUUACAGUUACUGUAAAGGAAGCAUUCGACUGUGUAGGUCUAAGUUCUAUUUCCGAUAUGCAAUCACCAAAGUUUAAUUUAGAAUGUGAAAAUGAUUCAGAAGUCAGUACCGAAGCUGCUUCUAACACGGUUGUUGUAGAAACAACCCCAAAGCCCUCCAAGGACAGCAGUAUCACUUCUUGCCUCACAAACUUGAUUAAAGCUAAUCCCGAUCUCGGUCCGGUUUCCCUCGACUUGACUCUUCAUUUUAACUCAAAUGACAUUGAUGCAAAAGGAAUUGGAGAUACUAGUAGUGAAGCAGUUGGCCAUGUUUCUGGCCCCACAAACCCAAGGGUGUUCCCUUGCAACUACUGUAGGCGUAAAUUCUUUAGUUCACAGGCGCUUGGUGGCCACCAGAAUGCUCAUAAAAGGGAGAGGACAAUGGCAAAGCGAGCUAUGCGGAUGGGUAUGUUCUCAAACAGAUUUACUAGCUUGGCUUCACUGCCACUCCACGGUUCGGCAUAUCAGUCACUCGGGAUCGAAGCUCAUGCUGCACUGCACCAUAAACUCAUGCCUGCUAGAAACAAAGCAGUGUUUGAUCAAGGCUACGUAGGAACACCAUUCUUUAUGGAAGACGAUGAUGUUGCUCCAUUUUGGCCCGGGAGUUUCCGACGAGUAAAUGAGGGGUUUGUUGGUUCUAUGCCAAGUGAAGUAUCUCAAGUUCCAAGUCCAAACUCUGGUAGGAGCAUGCCGCCCCCGAAAACAAGUACUUCCUCUUCACCUGAUCUUACUUUAAGACUCUAAGCCUUUUCUGUUCUGUUUUUCUGUUCUACAUAUUGCUAAUUGUUACAUAUUGAUGACUGCAAGCUUUUUCUUAAGUCAUAAUUCUUCUGUGUUUAUUCUCA